Molecule: messenger RNA, 671 nt
Organism: Onthophagus taurus
Lineage: Eukaryota; Metazoa; Arthropoda; Insecta; Coleoptera; Scarabaeidae
Gene: RpL18A
Product: Ribosomal protein L18A
Biological process (GO): translation
Cellular component (GO): ribosome
Molecular function (GO): structural constituent of ribosome
Source: RefSeq, a predicted model, not a curated record
AUCAGUAAACUGAAGUUAGCUGCUUCAAGUGACAUUUACGUCCUGUGACAGGUUAGAAAUUUCCGCUUCCUUUUCGUUGACGCCGCAGCCAUGAAAGCCAAAGGAGAGUUGAAAGAGUUCGAAGUAAUCGGGCGUAAACUGCCCACCGAAAAAGAAAAGGAAACCCCAUUGUACAAAAUGAGGAUUUUCGCCCCUGAUCCAAUUGUUGCCAAAUCUCGCUUUUGGUACUUCUUAAGACAGCUUAAAAAGUUUAAGAAAUCAACAGGGGAGAUUGUUUCAGUACGUCCUAUUCCUGAGAAGACCCCAAUUAAGAUUAAGAACUUUGGUAUUUGGUUGAGGUAUGAUUCUAGGUCGGGUACUCACAACAUGUACCGUGAAUAUCGUGACUUAAGCGUUUCGGCCGCUGUUACACAGUGUUACCGCGAUAUGGGGGCUCGUCAUCGUGCUCGUGCCCAUUCUAUUCAAGUUAUUAAAGUUGAGGAAGUUAAGGCUUCAGCUUGCAGAAGACCACAAGUGAAGCAAUUCCAUGAUUCUAAGAUUAGGUUCCCAUUACCUAAACGUAUACAACAAAGGAAGACGAUGAAUCGUUUCUCAGUUCGUAGACCAAGGACUUAUUUCCUUUAAUGUGUUAAUUAUAGGAAUUUGAUGAAUAAAAAGUUAAUUUAAAAAAG